This is a messenger RNA of Heterobasidion irregulare TC 32-1, 1496 nucleotides long. RefSeq names its product 26S proteasome regulatory complex, ATPase RPT2. Gene Ontology annotation, biological process: proteasome-mediated ubiquitin-dependent protein catabolic process. Gene Ontology annotation, molecular function: ATP binding; ATP hydrolysis activity; proteasome-activating activity. The record is from RefSeq and is a predicted model, not a curated record. Gene Ontology annotation, cellular component: proteasome regulatory particle, base subcomplex. The coding region runs from base 21 to 1370 and encodes 449 amino acids. NCBI's taxonomy places the organism in Eukaryota, Fungi, Basidiomycota, Agaricomycetes, Russulales, Bondarzewiaceae. The transcript has 6 exons.
CUUCCUUUGUCUCCAACACAAUGGGAAACGUACCAUCCGGAAUGCUGCCGCAUCUCCCACCCGACAACAAUCAGAACAAGGACGGGAAGGCCAAGGAGGCCAAGGAGCAGAAGAAGAAAUGGGAGCCUCCUCUCCCGACGCGCGUCGGUAAGAAGAAGAAACGCGGCCCCGCUGCCGCCUCUAAGCUUCCCGCCGUGUUCCCCACCACUCGCUGCCGCCUCAAACUGCUCAAGUCGGAGCGUAUCAAGGACUACCUGCUCAUCGAGGAGGAGUUCAUCCAGAACCAGGAACGACUGAAGCCAGAGACGCGGGAAGAGAAGAAUGAGGAGGACAACACGAAGGUAGAUGACCUGCGUGGGAGCCCCAUGGCGGUUGGUACCUUGGAAGAGAUGGUCGACGAUGACCAUGCGAUCAUUAGCACGGCCUCUGGGCCAGAGUUCUACGUCCCGAUUCUUAGCUUUGUCGACAAAGAUCUCCUGGAACCCGGCUGUCAGGUUUUGCUCCACCACAAGACACAAGCCAUUGUGGGUAUCCUGCAGGAUGACACGGACCCCAUGGUUAGCGUUAUGAAGCUUGACAAAGCGCCGACAGAGAGUUACGCAGACGUUGGUGGGUUGGAACAACAAAUUCAGGAAAUCAAGGAAUCUGUGGAGCUUCCUCUCACACAUCCGGAACUAUAUGAGGAGAUGGGUAUCAGCCCACCAAAGGGUGUCAUCCUCUAUGGUGCACCUGGAACGGGCAAGACACUCCUCGCGAAGGCUGUGGCAAAUCAGACAUCUGCGACCUUUUUGCGCGUCGUUGGCUCUGAACUAAUACAGAAAUACCUCGGUGACGGUCCUAAACUUGUCCGCGAACUGUUCCGCGUGGCGGAGCAGCACGCGCCAAGUAUAGUCUUCAUUGACGAAAUUGACGCAAUCGGUACAAAACGGUACGAUUCGACGUCGGGUGGCGAACGAGAAAUCCAGCGUACGAUGUUGGAGCUGUUGAACCAGCUAGAUGGUUUCGACACCCGAGGAGACGUGAAGGUUAUCAUGGCAACAAACAAGAUCGAAUCGCUAGAUCCUGCACUUAUUCGACCAGGACGUAUCGAUCGAAAGAUCGAAUUCCCAUUACCAGACGUCAAGACCAAGCGGCAUAUUUUCAAACUUCACACAUCGCGCAUGAGCCUCAACGAGGAUGUCGACCUCGAGGAGUUUGUCAUGACGAAAGAUGAUCUUUCCGGUGCUGACAUCAAGGCCGUAUGUACUGAAGCUGGACUCUUGGCGCUGCGUGAGAGGCGUAUGCGGGUGAAUAAGGCAGAUUUCACCGCGGCUAGAGAGAAGGUGCUGUACCGGAAGAAUGAGGGAACACCAGAGGGCCUGUACCUAUGAUUGUAUUUGCAUGAUUGACUGCAGUUUUCUUUUUCUACGCAAAGUGCGACAUAUGCCAGCCAGGUCCUACGAGGUUCGGUCGGAUCCGGCCUCUUCAUCAAAUCCAGUUUGUUCUAUCAUCCCAUC